CAAAGUUAUGUGCUGAUUGAAAGCUAAUAAUAUGAGAUUAGAAAACCCAAAAAGCCUCCUUGAAAUUACCUAAACCCCAUUAAAACAUUGUUUGUCGAAAUUCCCAUCGAAACCCCAACCAACCAGACAAAAUUGGUGAAACCCUUAAGCAAUGAGCAGUCAUCAAUGGUGGAGGCCUAGCAGUGAUGUAGAGAAAGUAUCAAAGGUUCCCUCUCCUACUACUCAAAUUCGUGUAGUUUCUUAUGCGGGAAGCCGAUGCCGUAAAAACCAAAGCUUCAUACAAGAAGAUUAAUGUGGCAUGCUGCAAGCUUCAGUUGGAGGGAGCUCUCAACAUUCCCAUGACUUGCAAUCAUGUACAACUAGUAUUUGGAAUCCCUUCUAGUGAAAAGAAACCGGUUCUCGACAACCAUUACAUUCGUGAGGGCCACACUCCAUCCAUUAUAAAGAUUGAAGAUCUCAUGGUUGAAACAGAGAAUGCCACAAAAUUCCAUUGCCUAUUUAUUAUUUUUGUGUGUGCUACUCUCUUUGCCCCUACGAUGGGCUUGGAAGGUCACCAUGCCUUAUGGCAUGCCCUUCCCGAAUCACUAAUAGGAGAUGUUAACUGGGGACAAUUCCUCAUUGAUGAACUUAUGCAUGUCGUACAUGACCACCGACAAAGUGGGGGGUUUUACAUUAGGGGUUGCUUGUUGUUCCUGCAGAUUUGUCCUUACCAAAACUCUCCAUCUUAUACCAACUUUACUUGUCAAUUUUCAUGUCACGAUGAGAUUCUUUAAUACUUUCUUUCAUUAAUAGUUCUUCUAUGUUUGUUUC
This is a messenger RNA of Vitis riparia (riverbank grape), 810 nucleotides long. RefSeq lists its product as uncharacterized. Bases 243 to 773 code for a protein of 176 amino acids. NCBI's taxonomy places the organism in Eukaryota, Viridiplantae, Streptophyta, Magnoliopsida, Vitales, Vitaceae. The transcript is spliced from 2 exons. The record is from RefSeq and is a predicted model, not a curated record.